Messenger RNA from Ectocarpus sp. CCAP 1310/34, 142 nucleotides. The record is from the annotation of a GenBank genome assembly. NCBI's taxonomy places the organism in Eukaryota, Phaeophyceae, Ectocarpales, Ectocarpaceae.
AUGCUCGGCGGCGAGUCCUCCAAGAAGACAGUGGGCCCCGGCGAGAAGACUGCCCGCGGGGUCGCUGCGAACGUCAUGAGUGUUUACGCCUAUGGGUUCGUCGGUCCCGCCAGGAUGCAAUUUUCCGGCGGGGGGCCCACCA